UCAUAUAGUAACUGACUUUGUGAUAGUGGCAAAUAUGGUAUAGUCAUCCAAACAGGUCGAUAUUACAUCGUGUCAUGAUCAAGUUGAUGAUUUACUCUCCUAAUAUCCAAAUCAGAAAAGGAAUGACUUCUUGUGAGGAAAAUCAAAGUUUUAAAAUGCCCUAAUCAGAGCCAACUCAAAUCUGACAAUCUGUGCAAUGGCCUGGGGAAGUUCUGUGGACGAAAGAUGUAUUCACAAUCUGAUAGACUUGGAGAACUUUGGUUGGUGCAUCACGUUCUCUAACAUCACAGCAUGGUAAUCCCGUCGAGCUGUUGGACUAAUCCCACCAAACUCUAAUGGAGUGUGUCAAGUCUGUGAAGGAUUACGUGUGGGUGGGUUUCUUUGGGAGUCGUCGUGUUCACCUGUCUGUGAUUUAUUCCCUGGUUUCUGCCAGACAGGCUGAUCUUUUUUUUGCACUGGAUAACCAUAUGAACAAAAACGCUUUCAUUAGCUUCGUCUUAGUUUUUGUAGGCAAAGAUGGCAUCCAAAAAGCAGAGGUGUAACGAGGCACUGGUGGUAAGCACAAAAAACAACAAACCUGUGAGGAAGGACAGAGAAAAUGAGAUCAGAGUGUGUGUUGGAGGUAAGCAGAGCUCCAGCGGCGCUCCUAAAACCAGCGGGAGAAGCAUCAAAGGAAGCGAGUCGACAGCAGCUGGGAGUAAAGCCGUUGGUAACCGAGGGUACCAGGGUACCAGACCAUCAUCGCAGCCAGCAAAGCCAGCACUGCGCCUGAGGAGCAGCCGGAGCUUCUCCUCCCUGCAAGCCUCUUCCUUCCCUGCCGCUCCGUUCAUGAGAAGCAGCCGCUCACUCAGCAGACUUGAUGAAAGAUCCGCCGAAGAUACACAUAAUACCGAUGCAAGUUCAAAAGUCAGAAAAGGACAAGCUAGUGGGAGGAAAACACUGGAUUCUGGCAGGCUGUCGUCAUCUGUGGAGAGAAUAAGCAGCUCCACUCAGCUGCAGCCGUCCUCCUCCUCCUCCUCCGUGGUCUCCACUGCUAUAUGUCAUCAUCAAACCAGCAAAGAAAAGAAGCAGAUCAAAGAUGGGGUGUACACACUGUGUGCAAUGACCGCCGGGAUGAGACGCAACUGGGUGCAGGCCGUUUUUAAAAAUGUGCAGCCCAGUUUUCAGCAAGUCGACACAAGCUCCCUUGCAGAGAAUAAAGAAGACGAGCUGGAAGACGAGUGGCGCGGACAGCAGCAAGAACUGACGUCUGAACAGCAAUUAGAAGGAGCACAAAGCCCGGCUGAUUUGGACUCGUCGCCCCCUCGCCGCCCCGUUUCGCCCUCUUCUCCGCCUGCUCCAACACCUGCAGGUCCUCCACAGCCGCAGGAGGAGCGUGAAGAAGAAGCCCAGCGCCACCUUCAUGUGGAGACCACUAAGACCGGCGAGUCAUGUCACCAAAUUAGAUGAUAUUAGCAUGUUUGAUUUAAAAAAAAUAGUAAAAGUAUGAGAUCUAUGCUGGUUGUAAUGGAGGAACACUGACUGAUAAUGUUUACGUUUAGCAACAUUAAGGUGUGGAUGGUCUGCAGAGAGCUCCAUACUUUUCCCCUCCCCCAUCUUGAGAUACUUCUUGUGCAAAAUGUUAGUCAUGAGAAAAGCUUUUAUUGGACUCAACCAGCUAAAAGGACCUGGUUGCUUUCUUGGCUUUCUAUGCCUGAUUUGCAUCUUCUUUUCUUAAUUAAUUACACAUACAGUGCUUUAAAAACUGCUUGCUCCCUUGCAAGUGUCAUCUAUUUUUGUUUUUAUGUCACGCUUUAGUGUUGCAGGUCGUCAAAUAAAUUUUAGGAUUAGACAAAUACGCGCCCAAUAAUGCAAAAAGCAUUUCAAAUUGGAUGAUUUAAUUCGUUAAAAAAACAAAAGCCUGGCCCUACAUGUGAAAACGUUACUGGUUUUAACAGCUUUGACCACGACCUGUCAUGGCAUCUCAUUCAGUUUCAAGUGUGGGCCUUUAAUAGACUUGUCAAAAACUUAUUUUUUUUAGAGAUCGACUUGCUGGUGUGUUUGGAGUCCUUGACUUGCUGCAUAACCUAAGUGUCCCUGAGCUUAUGGCUUGGCUUUCUCCUUCAGGAGUUUCCAGUAGAGAGCAGAAUUCAGGGUUCUGGCUAGUUGUCCAGUUUUCUGCCAGGAUCACUGGUAGUUUGUUCAGUCUCUUUCUUGUUGUUGAAUCUUCAACAGUGACCUUAACUGAGGCAAGUAAAGCCUGCAUUGCUCUAGAGAUGGUGUUCUGGAUUCCUUUGCGACCUCCUGGAUGAAGUUUUGAUGAGCUUUAGGAGUAUUUUUGGUUGGUUGGCCACUUCUGAGGUCCACCGCUGUUCAAUGUGUUCUGCAUUUGUGGAUAUUGGAUCUCACUGUGGUUCACUGGACGGGCUUUAUAAGCUUUUUCAGACAGACUGGUGUCAAUAACUUUGUUUCUGUUUUUGAAUGUCAUUAGAUUGGGGAAUGAUGUGUUGCUUUUUCCGAUCAUUUAGUCUAUUUCAUGUCCUAAGAAAACCUCUAUUUAAUUGAAUGA
Molecule: messenger RNA, 2548 nt
Organism: Fundulus heteroclitus (mummichog)
Lineage: Eukaryota; Metazoa; Chordata; Actinopteri; Cyprinodontiformes; Fundulidae
Product: myosin phosphatase Rho-interacting protein-like
Exons: 7
Coding region: 517-1449 (310 amino acids)
Biological process (GO): actin filament organization
Cellular component (GO): actin cytoskeleton
Molecular function (GO): actin filament binding
Source: RefSeq, a predicted model, not a curated record